CACAUUGGAUCCUCCCCAGUUGGUAACGCCGACUCCCAAACGCUCCGCCGCGAGCAAAACCCUUGCCCAGACCAUACCCCCAUUUCUCUCUCCCUCUACCCCCGCUGUCUUCGAGGACGCCAUGCCCGCCGGAGCGCUCUAAGGCCGAUGGCCUCCGGCGCCGCGUCGAUUCGCUACGGCGGCGCGGCCUCCGUGGGGGGCACAGCCGACGCCCUCAACCGCAUCCUGGCCGACCUCUGCACGAGGGGCACCCCAAAGGAUGGCGCUGCAGUUUCCCUGAAGAAACAUGUUGAGGAAGCAGCUCGUGAUCUUGGUGGAGAAGCUUUUUCUCGUUGCAUGGAUCAGUUUUAUGAUAAGAUUGCUAAUCUUUUAGAGAGCAAUGAAGUUGCUGACAAUUUAGGGGCUCUGCGGGCCAUAAAUGAGUUGAUUGACGUGGCGUUGGGAGAAAGCGCGUCCAAGGUUUCAAAGCUCUCUGGUUAUAUGCGGACUUUAUUUGAAGUUAAGCGUGAUCCAGAAGUCCUGGUACUCGCCAGUGAGGUACUAGGCCACCUAGUGAGGGCCGGAGGGGCAAUGACGGCAGAUGAAGUAGAGCGACAGAUAAAAAAUGCUUUGGACUGGCUUCAUGGAGAAAGGAUAGAAUAUCGUCGUUUUGCUGCUGUUCUGAUUCUUAAAGAAAUGGCUGAAAAUGCAUCCACUGUUUUUAAUGUUCAUGUGCCGGAAUUUGUGGAUGCUAUAUGGGUAGCAUUAAGGGACCCCACUUUGGCUGUUCGGGAACGAGCUGUAGAAGCUUUGCGGGCAUGCCUUCGUGUUAUUGAGAAGCGUGAGACACGCUGGCGAGUGCAAUGGUACUACCGAAUGUGUGAAGCUGCACAAGUUGGACUUGGUAAAAAUGCUUCUGUUCACAGUAUACAUGGCUCGUUACUUGCAGUAGGUGAACUUUUAAGGAACACGGGUGAGUUCAUGAUGUCCAGAUACCGAGAGGUAGCAGAUAUCGUUCUCAAAUACCUAGAGCACCGAGAUAGGCUUGUUCGUCUCAGCAUAACAUCAUUGCUUCCUCGUAUUGCACACUUUUUGCGUGACCGAUUUGUGACAAACUAUUUAAAGAUAUGCAUGGAUCAUAUCCUAGCUGUUUUGCGCAUACCAGCUGAACGUGCUAGUGGGUUUAUUGCUCUGGGAGAAAUGGCUGGUGCUUUGGAUGGUGAACUCAUUCCCUACUUGCCAACAAUUACCUUGCACUUGCGUGAUGCUAUUGCACCUCGGAGGGGAAGACCAUCAUUGGAGGCUUUGGCUUGUGUGGGAAGCUUUGCUAAAGCAAUGGGUCCUGCUAUGGAACCUCAUGUUCGAGGUCUGUUGGAUUCAAUGUUUUCUGCUGGUCUGUCUACUAGCCUUGUAGUAGCUCUUGAGCAAAUCACUGUCAGUAUUCCCUCUUUACUACCUACCAUCCAAGAACUCUUGCUGGAUUGCAUCUCAGUUGCACUAUCAAAAACCUCAUAUGCAUCGGCAAAGCCAGGUGUUGCUGGCAUUCGUACUAACACGAUAAACAAUACUCAGCAACUUUCUGAUGCUAGUGGUUCAGUUGUGCAGCUUGCUUUGCGAACUUUAGCUCAUUUCGAUUUUAAGGGUCAUGAGCUUCUUGAGUUUGCUAGAGAAUCUGUCAUUGUUUAUUUGGAGGAUGAUGAUGGCAAUACGCGAAAAGAUGCUGCAAUAUGCUGUUGCAGAUUAGUUGCCAAUUCUUUAUCUGCAAAAUCUGCUGCACAUUUUAGUUCUAGUAGGUUCAGCCGAAUUGGUGGAGCCAAGAGGCGUCGCCUUGUGGAGGAGAUAAUGGAAGAACUUCUUACUGCAGCAGUCUCUGAUGCUGAUGUCAGUGUGCGGAAGUCAGUCUUUUUGUCACUUCACGAGGAUGGUUCUUUUGAUGUAUUCUUGGCCCAGGCAGAUAGCUUGAGUUCAAUUUUUAUUGCUCUGAAUGAUGAGGACUUUGAUGUCCGUGAGUUGGCAAUUUCAUUGGCUGGUAGAUUAUCUGAAAAGAAUCCUGCCUAUGUUCUACCAGCACUUCGCCGCCGUCUCAUACAAUUAUUGACAUAUCUUGAUCAAAGCAUGGAUAGCAAGAACAAAGAAGAUAGUGCCAGACUAUUGGGUUGUUUGAUUCGAAGCUGUGAACGGUUGAUACUUCCAUAUAUUGCUCCAAUUCAUAAGACACUGGUAGCAAGGCUUAGUGAAGGCACAGGAAGUAAUGCUAGUAGUGGUGUUGUUAUUGGUGUGCUUGCAACUGUUGGAGAGCUUGCCAAAGUGGGCGGCUUCACAAUGAGGCAAUAUCUUCCUGAGUUAAUGCCUCUUAUUGUUGAAGCCCUCUUGGAUGGAGCUUCUGCCAAUAAACGGGAAGUAGCUGUUGCAACUCUGGGUCAAGUUGUACAAAGCACAGGAUAUGUUAUUUCUCCAUACAACGAGUAUCCCCAGUUGCUUGGUUUACUCUUGAAAUUAUUAAAUGGCGAAUUGGCAUGGUCAACUAGACGAGAAGUACUGAAGGUUUUAGGAAUUAUGGGUGCUUUAGAUCCUCAUAUACAUAAGUGUAAUCAGCACCGUUUACCUGGAUCCCAUGGUGAAGUUAAUCGUGCAGCAAGCGAGGCUGGUCAACAUAUCGUCUCUAUGGAAGAGUUACCUACAGAAAUUUGGCCAACUUUUGUCACUCCAGAGGAUUAUUAUUCGCAGAUUGCUAUUAGCUCUCUUAUGAGAAUCCUUCGAGAUCCCUCUCUCUCAAGUUAUCACCAAAAGGUGGUGGGUUCUAUUCUGUUCAUUUUCAAGUCGAUGGGCCUUGGCUGUGUUCCGUACUUACCAAAGGUUCUUCCUGAUCUUUUCCAUGCCAUUCGCACAUGUGAAGAUUGUGGAUUGAAAGAAUUUAUUACUUGGAAGCUUGGAACAUUGGUAUCUAUUGUACGCCAGCACAUACGCAAGUACUUACCAGAGUUGUUCUCCCUCAUUUCCGAACUAUGGGCUUCUUCCUUUGCUUUACCUGGAUCCAACCGACCUGUGCAAGGUUCACCAGUUUUACAUCUUGUGGAGCAGCUUUGCUUGGCAUUAAAUGAUGAAUUCAGAACAUAUCUGUCGAUAAUUCUUCCAUGUUGUAUACAAGUCCUGAACGAUGCUGAACGCUGCAAUGACUUCAGCUAUGUCACUGAUAUUUUGCAUACUGUUGAAGUAUUUGGUGGAACUUUGGAUGAACGUAUGCACUUACUUCUUCCUUCCCUUAUUCGCUUGUUUAAAGUGGAGGCUUCUGUUGAUGUAAGACGUCGUGCCAUAAACACUGUGACCAAGCUCAUUCCUCGGGUGCAGGUCAGCGGUCAUGUUUCAUCUCUGGUGCAUCACUUGAUUUUAGUUCUGGAUGGGAACAAUGAUGAGUUACGAAGGGAUGCUGCCGAUGCUCUCUGUUGCCUUGCAUAUGCUCUUGGAGAGGACUUCACUAAAUAUAUUCGAAUGAUAGACAAACUGCUUUCAAAGCAUCAUUUGAGGCAUAGGGACUUCGAUGAGAUCAAAAGGCGUUUAAAGAGACGUGAGCCUCCUAUUUUAGAUAGUUUAUCUGUACAAAAAUUGACUCAAAAUGUGCCAGCUGAGGUCAUCAGUGAUCCCCUCAACGAUAUUGAGAGUGAUCCUUAUGAAGAAGGGAAUGAACUGCAUAGGCAACCAAGAAACCAUCAAGUUAAUGAUCUUCGAUUAAGAACUGCUGGAGAGGCUUCGCAGAGGAGCACUACAGAAGAUUGGGCUGAGUGGAUGAGGCAUUUUAGCAUUGAACUUCUAAGAGAAUCUCCAAUGCCAGCAUUGCGCACUUGUGCAAGACUAGCACAAUUGCAGCCUUCUGUUGGACGGGAACUCUUCGCUGCUGGUUUUGCAAGUUGUUGGGCUCAAAUGAAUGAAUCUUCUCAGGAACAAUUAGUCAGGAAUCUCAAGACAGCCUUCUCAUCUCAAAAUAUUCCUCCUGAAAUUCUGGCUACCCUACUAAACUUGGCAGAGUUCAUGGAGCAUGAUGAGAAACCUCUUCCAAUUGAUACCAGGCUGCUUGGUGCCCUUGCUGAAAAGUGUCGAGCAUUUGCAAAGGCCCUUCAUUAUAAAGAAAUGGAGUUUGAAGCUGCAUGUUCGAAAAAAAUGGGUGCAAAUCCUGUAACAGUCGUGGAAUCUCUUAUUCACAUCAAUAAUCAGUUACACCAGCAUGAGGCUGCAGUUGGUAUAUUGACUUACUCACAGCAAUAUCUGGAUGUACAACUCAAGGAAUCCUGGUAUGAGAAGUUACAGCGGUGGGAUGACGCUCUCAAAGCAUACACUUUAAAAUCAUCUCAGGCGUCUAGUCCAAUUCAGAACUUAGAUGCUACCUUAGGACGAAUGCGGUGUCUUGCAGCAUUAGCUCGUUGGGAAGAGCUCAGUGCCCUAUGCCGAGAGCAAUGGACAGCUGCUGAACCAGCAGCAAGGCUAGAAAUGGCUCCAAUGGCUGCUAGUGCCGCCUGGAAUAUGGGAGAAUGGGAUCACAUGUCUGAAUAUGUGUCAAAGUUGGAUGAUGGGGAUGAAAGCAGACUUCGAAUGUUAGGUAAUACCACUGCCAGUGGUGAUGCAAGCAGCAAUGGUGCUUUCUUUAAAGCAGUUCUUUUGGUUCGUCGUGAAAAGUAUGAUGAAGCUCGCAUGUUUGUUGAGAAAGCAAGGAAGUGUUUAGCAACAGAGCUGGCAGCACUGGUUCUUGAGAGUUACGAACGUGCUUAUAGCAACAUGGUCCGUGUCCAACAGCUGUCAGAACUGGAAGAGGUUAUUGACUACUGUACCCUUCCAGUUGGGAAUGCUGUUGCUGAUGGUAGAAGGGAACUGAUUCGUAAUAUGUGGAAUGAACGCAUCCAAGGAACAAAGCGGAAUGUUGAGGUCUGGCAAGCACUUUUAGCAGUAAGGGAACUCGUCCUUCCCCCUAGUGAAGAUAUAGAAACUUGGCUUAAAUUUGCCUCGCUUUGCCGGAAAAGUGGCCGCAUUAGUCAGGCCAGAUCUACUUUAAUCAAACUCUUACAGUAUGAUCCUGAGUCAUCUCCUGAAAAUUGGUUAUACCAUGGGCAUCCCCAAGUUAUAUUAGCGUACCUAAAAUAUCAGUGGUCUCUUGGUGAUGAUUUUAAACGGAAGGAAGCAUUUUCCCAUUUACAGGAAUUAACUGGACAGCUUGCUCUCGCUACAAAUGGUCACUCAGGGGCACCAGUUAGUUCAGGGAACAUGCCAAAUUCUGGUGUACCCCUUCUUGCUCGUGCAUAUCUGAGACUUGGGACAUGGAAGAGGGCACUUUCACCUGGAUUAGAUGAUGACUCAAUACAAGAAAUCCUUGUAUCAUUGAAAAAUGCCACUCAUUGUGCAAAUGAUUCGGCAAAAGCAUGGCACACAUGGGCUUUAUUCAAUACUGCUGUGAUGUCUCAUUAUACAUUAAGAGGUCGCCCUGAUGUUGCUGCAAAGUAUGUUGUUGCUGCAGUCACUGGAUAUUUUUACUCUAUAGCUUGUGCAUCAACUGCUAAGGGAGUUGAUGACAGUUUACAGGAUAUCCUCCGCCUUCUCACAUUGUGGUUCAACCAUGGAGCUACUUCUGAGGUUCAAAUGGCGCUCCAGAAAGGGUUUUUACAUGUUAAGAUUGAAAUGUGGUUGGCAGUACUACCACAAAUAAUCGCCAGAAUACAUUCAAAUAAUAGAAUUGUGAGGGAACUGAUACAAUCAUUAUUGGUGCGAAUUGGGAAAGGGCAUCCACAGGCUCUUAUGUACCCUCUUCUAGUAGCAUGCAAGUCCAUCAGCACUUUGCGCAGACGGGCAGCUCUGGAUGUUGUUGAUAAAAUUCGCCAGCAUAAUGGUGUGCUUGUCGAUCAGGCAAAUCUUGUCUCAAAGGAGUUGAUUAGGGUUGCUAUAUUGUGGCAUGAGAUGUGGCAUGAGGCCUUGGAAGAAGCUAGUCGUUUGUACUUUGGUGAGCACAAUAUUGAGGGGAUGCUUGCUGUGUUAGAACCACUUCAUGCAAAGCUUGAAGAAGGGGCAGAGACCAUAAUAGAAACUGCUUUCAUUCAGGCAUAUGGUCGUGAAUUACAAGAAGCUCGUGAUUGUUGCCUAAAAUAUAAAAAUACUGGAAAGGACGCUGAGCUUACUCAGGCAUGGGAUUUGUAUUAUCAUGUUUUUAGAAGAAUUGAUAAACAGCUUCCUAGUCUCACUACUCUAGAUUUACAGUCUGUUUCACCUGAAUUACUAAAGUGUCAUGAUUUGGAGCUUGCAGUGCCUGGUACUUAUCGUGCAGAUGCACCACUGGUGACAAUUGCAACUUUUGCACCACAACUUAUUGUUAUUACAUCAAAACAAAGACCAAGAAAGUUGACCAUUCAUGGUAGUGACGGCGAGGACUAUGCCUUUCUGCUGAAAGGACAUGAGGACUUGCGGCAGGAUGAACGGGUGAUGCAGCUUUUUGGUUUGGUGAAUACUCUUCUAGAGAACUCAAGAAAAACUGCAGAAAAAGAUCUUUCCAUUCAACGAUAUGCAGUUAUACCGUUGUCUCCCAACAGUGGCUUAAUAGGAUGGGUUCCAAAUUGUGAUACCCUUCAUCAUCUGAUUAGGGAAUACCGAGAUGCAAGAAAGAUACCUUUAAAUCAAGAGCAUAGACUUAUGCUGGCUUUUGCACCAGACUAUGACCACUUGCCUCUUAUUGCUAAGGUGGAAGUAUUUGAGCAUGCUUUGCAGAACACGGAGGGAAAUGACUUGGCAAAGGUUUUGUGGCUGAAGAGCCGAACGUCUGAAGUUUGGUUAGAUCGCAGAACAAACUAUACAAGAAGUUUGGCUGUGAUGAGUAUGGUUGGCUACCUUCUUGGGUUAGGGGAUCGCCAUCCGAGUAAUCUUAUGCUUCAUCGUUACAGUGGAAAAAUAUUACAUAUUGAUUUUGGCGACUGCUUUGAGGCUUCAAUGAAUCGUGAGAAGUUUCCCGAGAAAGUUCCAUUUCGCUUGACUCGGAUGCUCGUGAAGGCUAUGGGAGUUAGUGGGAUCGAAGGCAACUUCAGAUCGACUUGUGAAAAUGUGAUGCAAGUUCUUCGAACAAAUAAAGAUAGUGUCAUGGCCAUGAUGGAGGCUUUUGUCCAUGACCCUCUAAUAAACUGGAGGCUGUUCAACUUUAAUGAAGUUCCUCAAAUGUCAAAUUAUGCGACAACCUACGUCCAUCCAGUUGUGAAUAGUGAAGAAUCUGCACCUAACAAAGAGCUUCCUCAACCUCGCGGUGCUCGUGAGAGGGAACUGCUGCAGGCUGUCAAUCAACUUGGUGAUGCUAAUGAGGUCCUAAACGAGCGUGCGGUGGUUGUAAUGGCUCGAAUGAGCAAUAAGCUCACCGGUCGGGACUUCUCUUCUGGGUCAUCAGUUUCUGGGGCUGGCAGCUCCAUUCAACAUGCACCAGAAACUAGUAACUUGAUCUCUGGAGAUGCCCGUGAAGUCGACCACGGGCUGUCUGUGAAGUAUCAGGUCGACAAGCUUAUUAAACAAGCAACAUCGCAUGAGAAUCUGUGUCAGAACUAUGUGGGGUGGUGUCCAUUUUGGUGAAGCUGUUUCCCGAGAUAUGUAGAUAUUGCACAUAGCUUGUACAUAUCUGGCUCCUUUGUUUGCCCUUCUGGGGUAUUAUUGUCUUAUCCUUUGAUAUUUGUGCAUAAAGGAGAAUAAUAACAUAGUUCCAGUAUUUUUAUUUAUUAUCAAUGAAGAAUAGGGUUAUCAGCA
Musa acuminata AAA Group (dessert banana) is the source of this 7731-nucleotide messenger RNA. RefSeq names its product serine/threonine-protein kinase TOR-like. Gene Ontology annotation, biological process: protein phosphorylation; negative regulation of macroautophagy; TOR signaling. The record is from RefSeq and is a predicted model, not a curated record. NCBI's taxonomy places the organism in Eukaryota, Viridiplantae, Streptophyta, Magnoliopsida, Zingiberales, Musaceae. Gene Ontology annotation, molecular function: protein-containing complex binding; protein serine/threonine kinase activity; protein binding. The transcript has 57 exons. Gene Ontology annotation, cellular component: nucleus; TORC1 complex; TORC2 complex. The coding region runs from base 148 to 7560 and encodes 2470 amino acids.